AGCCGUCUGAUUUAAUCUCAAAAAAGAAACAUGGGUCGGAAGAGUAGCUUUCAUAUGGAAACUUCUAUCAUUGGUAGAUAAGCAGUUAACAUUGAAAUAGAAUAUGAAGCAGAUGCGAUUCCUUCUUCCGCAGUCCUUUCUUGACUACUGAAUCAUCUCUUCCUUCCAUUCCAUGCUCUCCGAUGAAGUGUUUCCAUUUCUCAAACGGAGGAUCAGAAAAACAACGAGUAGUAGGAGAAGACGAAGAAACUUCAGCAUCAAGUUCAAGAGGUUCACGUGUCUCAUGGGCGCGUUCCUUAAGCUUAAUGGACACGCGCCGUUCCGAAUACGAUUCCGAUUCACGUGACUUUUCCGAUACUCUUGGUUUCCAUGAGUUUCUCUCUCAACGCCGAGCUAAUCAUCUUAACAUCUUUUCCUUCUCCGACCUCAAAAUCGCUACUCGUGGAUUCAAUAGAGCUCUUUUGAUUGGUGAAGGUGGUUUUGGUUCUGUUUAUAGAGGAACCCUAAAUCAUCACUCUCAUCGUUCUCAAAUUGAUGUUGCGAUUAAACAGCUGAAUCGUAAUGGUCAUCAGUUUUCAGGGGCAUAAGGAGUGGAUUAAUGAAGUGAAUUUGUUAGGGGUAAUUAAGCAUCCAAAUCUGGUGAGGUUAGUGGGUUAUUGUGCUGAAGAUGAUGAAAGAGGGAUUCAGAGACUUUUGGUGUAUGAGUUUAUGUCUAAUAAGAGUUUGGAAGAUCAUCUUUUGGUUCGUGUUCCUUCGUCGGUUCUUCCAUGGAUUACUAGGUUAAGAAUUGCUCAAGAUGCAGCUCGUGGGUUGGCUUACCUACAUGAAGAAAUGGAUUUUCAGCUAAUAUUUCGCGAUUUUAAAACAUCCAACAUCUUGCUGGAUGAGGACUUCAAUGCAAAGCUUUCUGAUUUUGGACUCGCUAGGCAAGGACCGUCAGAAGGGUUUGGCUAUGUUUCAACAGCAGUUGUUGGCACCAUAGGAUAUGCUGCACCAGAGUAUGUUCAUACCGGUAAGCUGACUGCUAAGAGUGAUGUGUGGAGCUUUGGUGUAGUUCUUUAUGAGCUUAUCACUGGGAGGAGAGCCGUAGAAAGAAACCUACCAAGAAACGAACAAAAGCUUCUGGAUUGGGUAAGACCUUAUGUAUCUGAUUCUAGGAAGUUCCAUCAUAUUGUUGAUCCCCGACUUGAGGGACAGGAUUGCACCAAAUCAGCUCAUAAACUUGCAAUCCUAGCAAACAAGUGUCUGAUGAAGCAGCCAAAAUCUCGGCCAAAAAUGAGCGAGGUAGUUGAGAUUCUCGACAGCAUUAUCAACGAGACUGUUCCUGUCGAUGAAUGCGUUUCUGAAGUUGUUACUGAAACAGGAGAAGGAAAUGAAGUUAAUUUAUCUGUAGAGGUCACUGAACCUGAACGAGCUAAACAGGGGAGUAAUUAUCUGAAGAAGGUUUUUUCAAGAGACAAGGUGAGCUUAAGAAAUAAAUCCAUUGGAAGGUUUGAUUGGAAAAAUUGGGCGCCUGGACUUGUAAGAACUUGGUGAUAAGUGAUCUUCAUUCAUAUCUUGGAAAGCAAAAUCUUCUACUACAGUUGCCUGCUUCAUCGCAAUGCUCGAUGAUCACAUAGUUUCAGUCAGCGAAAUCGGCUUUGUUAGGCACAUGGUUAACAUAAUUAUCAUAGUCAAUUUUGUAUUAGUUAAUAAUUGUGUGUACAGGAUAAUUUUAAGCAAAGCUAUUUAAUAUUAAGUGAUUUGAGCUUGUUGAUAUUAACUACGAAUCCAGUCAUGAAAGCAAGGUUUAGGUAGUGAAUGAAUGUGUAUAUAUUGAACUACAUUUGAUUGAAAGGCAUGAAUUGUUAGACUCUGA
This is a messenger RNA of Trifolium pratense (red clover), 1858 nucleotides long. RefSeq names its product serine/threonine-protein kinase PCRK1. The coding region runs from base 562 to 1536 and encodes 324 amino acids. The record is from RefSeq and is a predicted model, not a curated record. Gene Ontology annotation, molecular function: ATP binding; protein kinase activity. Gene Ontology annotation, biological process: protein phosphorylation. The transcript has 4 exons. NCBI's taxonomy places the organism in Eukaryota, Viridiplantae, Streptophyta, Magnoliopsida, Fabales, Fabaceae.